This is a messenger RNA of Ixodes scapularis (black-legged tick), 670 nucleotides long. RefSeq names its product tigger transposable element-derived protein 4-like. The annotation marks the transcript as partial. Gene Ontology annotation, cellular component: nucleus. Lineage: Eukaryota; Metazoa; Arthropoda; Arachnida; Ixodida; Ixodidae. Gene Ontology annotation, molecular function: DNA binding. The record is from RefSeq and is a predicted model, not a curated record. The transcript has a single exon.
GGCCCCCGCGGAAGCGCGCUGGCCAAUGAUAGAGCAAGCGUGCAAUGACGUUCUGAUGACAUCAUCCUGCAGCCGUACCAGGCCGGACAUGGCUCUCUUGUUCCUAGCGUUUUGCCGAGGAGGCUCGUUGUUCUUUGUGUCCUUCCUGUUCCCCCAAGAGAUGGCGACCAAGGUGCGUUCAUCGUUACCGUUCUCUACCAAGGUGGAAAUAAUCCGGCGCGUUGAACGCGGCGAGAAGAAGUCAGAAGUCGCCGCAUCCUUCAAGAUCGCCAGAAGCACGCUGAGUACGAUUCUGAAAAACAAGCCAGCGAUCCUGCAAAAGUCCCGAGAUCGACCGAACGCCGACGGAAAGCGCAUUCGGGCGCCUGCCUUUGACAGAGUGGAAAAGGCGCUGUACGCGUGGUUUUUGGAUAUUCGCGCUCGAAACCUUCCAGUUUCGGGCCCCAUGUUACAGCAGAAAGCAAAAGACUUUGCCUUUUUGCUCGACGUUCAAGAUUUUAGUGGCGGAUCCGGAUGGCUUCAACGGUUCAAGGAACGUUACGACAUCGUCGGCAAAGUUGUCGCCGGCGAGAGUCGAGCAGUCGACAAUGAAAGCGUCAAGAAGUGGAUCGCCGAAAACUGGCCAGCAAUUACGGAGCAGUACAGGCCCUGCGAUAUUUCUAAUAACGAC